This is a messenger RNA of Carica papaya (papaya), 1441 nucleotides long. Its product is annotated as UNC-50 family protein. The record is from RefSeq and is a predicted model, not a curated record. Lineage: Eukaryota; Viridiplantae; Streptophyta; Magnoliopsida; Brassicales; Caricaceae. Gene Ontology annotation, cellular component: Golgi membrane.
AGAAAGAAAAGGAGACAGAAGGAGAUGGAGGGUCGUCGUCGUCGUUUUCAGGACUAUCUGCUUCCAAUCUGAAGUGAGGAAACAGGAAAGACAGAUAGAAGAGCUCUGGAAAUCUCCCAGAUCUUCGAUUAAAUACUCUCUGAUCUCAUUUGAAAUCACAGCAGGAGGAAGAAGAAGAAGAAAAAGAGAGAAAUAAAACACAGACGCAACGAUGUUGCCGACAACUUCGAGAGGGCGUUCCUCGUCCUCCACAUCUCGAGCUAAUCCUGUCUUUCCCCAAUACCUCCGUCGAAUUAUCAAGUGGCAACAAAUGGAUAUUGAAUACACUUUCUGGCAAAUGCUUCACCUAUGCACUUCACCAAAAGUUGUCUACCAGCAUACGAAAUAUCACAAACAAACUAAGAAUCAGUGGGCACGUGACGACCCUGCUUUUGUUGUAAUCUGCAGCCUGCUUCUGGUAGUUGCAACUUUGGCAUACUGUGCUGCGUAUGAUCACAGCGCCUCACAUGCUGUUUUUGUAGUUAUUUCAGUUUUGUUUUUCCAAUUUUUAGUUAUCGGGGCAGUUCUGGCUACAUGUUGUUGGUUCCUGACAAAUUCUUAUCUUCGGGAAGAGGCACCAAACAGUCAUGUUGUUGAGCAACGGGUUGAAUGGCUGUAUGCAUUUGACGUGCACUGCAACUCUUUCUUCCCAAUGUUUGUUAUGCUUUAUGUCAUACAUUAUUUUCUGUCACCUCUUUUGGUAGCCCAUGGAUUCAUACCCGUCUUGUUAUCAAACCUGUUUUUCAUGGUGGCAGCUUCGUACUAUCACUAUCUGAACUUUUUAGGUUAUGACGUACUCCCGUUUUUGGAGAGGACCACUUUUUUCCUCUACCCAAUUGGUGUUGUCAUUGUUCUUUCUCCCAUCUUGAUCUUAACUGGCUUCAACCCUUCAAGAUACUUCAUGAACAUGUACUUUAGUCAAACGUUAUGAUUCACCGAUGCUAACAUAUUUCGGAUAGUGUAUAGCAUCAAACGAAUUGGAGGAUUCAUGGUCUUGCACAUAAAUGCGAAAGUGAAGACAAGACGUUACCGGUACGUGAAAAAGUCCUCCGUAGCUUUCCUUCUUACACUCUUUUUUCUACCGCAUAGGGUGGCAGUGAGAGCAGGGUGAGUUUCAGGGUAGAGAAAAAAGAGAUUUAUCAUCGAUCAAGAUUAGCUGAUGAUGGAAACAGAGUGGUUGAAUACAAUGAUUUUGUUAUACAUAUGAUCAACAACUACCUUUUGUUGCUCAUCAAUAUAUGUUGUUUUCUUUUCCGGAAAAUUAUAACCGAGUAGAGAAUCUGAGUCCGAUUAGAGUUUACAUGUAGUGGUUUGAAUGCAGAAUGUAUGUUAGCUGCUUUUUUGGAGUAUAACCUUCUUAUUUGUCUUCUUUUCUGUGAAAUGAAUUAUGGAAUUUGCCUUC